Molecule: messenger RNA, 3574 nt
Organism: Castor canadensis (American beaver)
Lineage: Eukaryota; Metazoa; Chordata; Mammalia; Rodentia; Castoridae
Source: RefSeq, a predicted model, not a curated record
AUGUUGAGCGUCUGGCAAGCGCCACUUCGCCUCCAAGUACCAACGACCCUGAUCCAGAGCGUGGGAAUCCGGAAGUCGAGUCCCGGAAGCUGCCUGGGGAUUUGCCCAGUGAUCAGUGACGUAGAGGAGACUAAAGUUUCCAUUGGAGGACGGAGUUCGGCAGGGGCCAAUCCCAGGGCUGGCCCGAGAGAAAUCUCGGCGGAGGGCUCCGGGGAGCCGGGAGAUUACGGGGCGGGGACGCGCUGUCGCGCUGGUUGCUCGUGGAGAAACGAGACCCGGAACAGACCGGCGCGGGAGAGCAGCGGCUCGGGCGAGCAGCGGCUCGGGCGCUGGGUUCGCGGCCCGGAGCUCGGGACUGGGCACCAUGGCCACAUCAGCCCCUUGCGGAGCCUGGAAGAGGAGGUGACCUGUUCCAUCUGCCUCGAUUACCUGCGGGACCCUGUGACCAUUGACUGUGGCCAUGUCUUCUGCCGAAGCUGCACCACUGAUGUCCGCCCCAUCUCAGGGAACCGCCCUGUCUGCCCACUGUGCAAGAAGCCUUUCAAGAAGGAGAACAUCCGGCCCGUAUGGCAGCUGGCCAGCCUGGUAGAGAACAUCGAACGCCUGAAGGUGGACAAGGGCAGGCAGCCAGGAGAGGUGGCCCAGGAACAGCAGGACAUGAAGCUGUGUGAGCGGCAUCAGGAGAAACUGCAUUACUACUGCGAGGAUGAUGGGAAGCUGCUGUGCGUGAUGUGCCGGGAGUCCCGGGAGCACCGGCCCCACACGGCCGUCCUUGUGGAGAAGGCUGCUCUGCCCCAGAGGGAAAAAAUCCUGAACCACCUGAGCACCCUAAGGAGAGACAGAGACAAAAUUCAGGGCUUUCAGGCAAAGGGAGAGGCUGAUAUCAUGGCUGCGCUGAAGAAGCUGCAGGAACAGAGGCAGUACAUCGUGGCAGAGUUUAAGCAGGGCCAUCAGUUCCUGAAGAAGCGGGAGCAGCAUCUGCUGGACCAGCUGGCCACCCUGGAGCAGCUGCUCACAGAGGGCAGGGAGAAGUUCAAGACCCGGGGCGUUGGGGAGCUCGCCCGGCUGGCUGUAGUCAUAUCUGAGCUGGAGGGCAAGGCACGGCAGCCGGCUGCAGAGCUCAUGCAGGACACUAGAGACAUCAUCAACAGGUAUCCACGGAAGAAGUUCUGGAUUGGGAAACCCAUCCCUCACAUGGUUAAAAGAAAGACUGGAGAAUUUUCAGAUAAACUCCUCUCUCUGCAGCGAGGCCUGAGGCAAUUCCAAGGAAAGCUGCUGAGAGACUUAGAAUAUAAGACAGUAAAUGUCACCCUGGACCCACAGUCAGCCAGUGGGUACCUGCAGCUGUCGGAGGACUGGAAGUGUGUGACCUACAGCAGCCUGUACCAGAGUACCUCCCUGCACCCCCAGCAGUUUGAUUGUGAGCCAGGGGUGCUAGGCAGCAAGGGCUUCACCUGGGGCAAGGUGUACUGGGUAGAGGUGGAGAGGGAAGGCUGGUCUGAGGAUGAAGAGGAGGGGGAGGAGGAGGAAGAGGGGGAAGAAGAGGAGGAGGAAGAGGAACCCGGCUAUGAAGAUGGAUACGACGAGUGGGAAACGGAUGAGGAUGAGGAAUCACUGGGGGAUGAAGAGGAAGAGGAGGAGGAAGAGGAGGAGGAAGUUCUGGAAAGCUGCAUGGUGGGGGUGGCCAGAGACUCUGUGAAGAGGAAGGGAGACCUCUCCCUGCGGCCAGAGGAUGGAGUGUGGGCACUGCGCCUCUCUUCCUCCGGUAUCUGGGCCAACACCAGCCCUGAGGCCCAGCUGUUCCCGGCGCUGCGGCCUCGGAGAGUGGGCAUCGCCCUGGAUUAUGAAGGGGGCACCGUGACUUUCACUAAUGCAGAGUCGCAGGAACUCAUUUACACCUUCACUGCCACCUUCACCCGGCGCCUGGUCCCUUUUCUGUGGCUCAAGUGGCCAGGAACACGUCUCCUUCUCAGACCUUGAGCCCCAACACCUGCCUGGGCCCCAUACUCACAGAAGCUUCACUUCUCUAGCUUCUGGAACUCUGUGACAGGGGAGGGAUGUCUGGCUAGAGCACCUGGAGCAGGGAAGAGGAGGAACCCUAUUUCUAUUGCCACCUGCUUCCCCAUGGCAGGUGGCCUAAGACCUCACUCAGUGCUGUUUGUAGUGCCCUAAUUGGGCUCUUUCCCCCCAUCUACUGACUUCCUGGGAGACCUUCUGUUCCUGAAGUCCACAAGGACUCCCUUCCUCCUUUGCCCCAGUUAUCUUUUUUGAAUAAGGGUUCAAGGCAGGAUUUUCUGUCCCAAUAUGGCAUCCUAUGCCACUGGUCUUAGGAAAGAGCAUUGAUUAUACCUGGGGCCAUUUUGUUGUCCUCACACGCUUAUAGAUUCCCUUUGCCCAAAUUUGCUCUGUUGCCCAUCUUCCCUGACAUUUUAAACAGACCUCCUACCCCCAACUCGAGUUAAACAUAUGUGAAAAUGCUGAAAAUCCACUGAAUGAAAAUCCGCUGAGGCCUCCCAGGCCAUUUAAGUUGGCCACCUGAAGUGCCAUGGGAAUUAUCUCCUGAUGAAGCACGGAGGGGACCCAGGUGGAACCAGGGCUGAGCAUGAGAGUUUUCCAUAGCUAAGGAGAUGGGACUCACUGGAGCCCUCUGGUCUUGGGGAAGGAUCUAGAUACAUGUGGCUCUGGAGUAACAGCAGCUAUCUAUAAAUUACCACUGCAGUUGAUGUUUGUGAAGGGAGUUUUUAAAAGAAUCCAGAACAUCUUGAUCUGUGCAUCUAAAAACACCAGAUCAAAACUUCUCCAAGAGAGCAAAACCUCCCUGGCUUUGGGAGCUCUGACAGUUCCUCCAGGAGGACAUUAGACUUCUGCCACUGCCCUCCUCAGUGGCCACACUCACUCUCCAGGAGAGGAAAUAGGAAGGGGAAGACAAGGCCUUGUGAGGAGAGGGAAGGUAGAGAAGUCCAUAACAAGCCAGCACUUCACUGUCAGGAGAGAUCAUGAAGUAUCUCCUCCUCACUGUGGAUCCAAUUCCAAGUCCCAACCCAGUUCAGUCACUUGUAGUGCCCACAGUUUUAACUCAAGCUUCCUGCUCCAAAGUGACAUCCCAGUUUUGCCCUUACCCACUGCAAGUACUCCACCAGUCCUCUGCUUAUCCAAGUGUUAACUCCUUCCCUCUCUCAGAGAGAAACUGUUCCUAACCACUCAUCUCAGUGGUCUCUUAGCACCACACUGCCCUGGAGCUGCCCACGUUGUGUAUAUCACAUGCUGCCUGAGUCCAUGUGCAUCUUAUUUCCCGCCUCUAGUUUUGUAAGCUCCUGGAGAAUGGAUGCCAUCUCUUAAUACUUGUGUUCUCCAUGGCACCUAGUGCAGUGCUGGGCGCAGAGUAGGUGCUCAAUAAAGACUUGUUCAAUGAAUGGCCUAGAGACUAUGUUUUUACUGCAAUUCUGAUGUCACCAGACUUCAGUCUAAGAGGUUCAUUCUAUUGAUGCCAGUAGCCCAGGGUUUUCCUUUUGUCUCUAAACUCUGGCAUUGCUUUCUAUCCUCUGUUUGCACACAUGCUGCCCUUUCUGGAAGU